Messenger RNA from Micromonas pusilla CCMP1545, 426 nucleotides. RefSeq lists its product as uncharacterized. Gene Ontology annotation, cellular component: mitochondrial large ribosomal subunit. Bases 1 to 426 code for a protein of 141 amino acids. The transcript has a single exon. NCBI's taxonomy places the organism in Eukaryota, Viridiplantae, Chlorophyta, Mamiellophyceae, Mamiellales, Mamiellaceae. Gene Ontology annotation, biological process: mitochondrial translation. The record is from RefSeq and is a predicted model, not a curated record. Gene Ontology annotation, molecular function: structural constituent of ribosome.
AUGUCCAUCCGCGGCGUGUGGCAGCUCCUGCGACUGAACGUGUCGUACUGCGACGUCGAGGGCUCGUCUCGGGCGCUCAGGGCGUUCGUGAAGGACGGCAAGCUCGCCGCGUUCGCCGCGCGAUACCCGCACGUGGAGGUGACCACGGAGACGCGCCGGGGGCUUCACCCGCACAUGCGCGGGGAGUUUCGAAGCGGCGAGACGAAGGACGUGUCGCUCAGGAGGUUCGACGAGUCCGAGAUCUUGUUUCAGCUGCGGUACAUCGUCAGCGAGAAGGGGAUGAAGAACGCGGCGAAGAACUCGAUCCGCGGCGAUCGGAAGAUGACGAAGACGCCGAGCGUGCAGGGGAAGUGGCGACCGGGGAUGUGGGAGCGAGGCGCGGGGGGUGGGGCCGCCGCCGCCGCCGCGGGAGGGGUCGCGUCGUGA